GUUAAGACGAAGUAUUUAGACGGGGCAGACGGUAAGCCUGUUAUACUGGUGGCUUUUGGCACCAUGCUAAAUCAGAUGGAUCACAUGACCAACGGCAAGUUAAGAAUACUGCUCGACACAUUUCGAGGAAUAAAAACUCACUUCUUCGUGUGGUCGAUAGACAGAGACACGAAGGGCAUAUCACUACCAAAAAAUAUCAAGAUGUUCCGAUACGUACCGCAGAAUGACAUACUAGGUCACCCUCAGGUGGUUGCGUUCAUGACGCACGGCGGUUUGAACAGCGUGUGGGAAGCGCUCUACCAUGCCGUACCGAUGGUGGUGAUGCCACUUCAUGCCGACCAAUACAAGAACGCGGGUAACAUCGUUAACAGGGGGAUCGGCGUGCGGGCCGAUUUCCGCGGUGGCUUCUCGGUGGAGGAACUCACGGCCACGCUCAAGAGUCUGUUGGAAGAUGAUAGGUACGAAUCCGAAAUCCGGAGACUGUCGGACAUAUAUCACUUGGAUCCGGUGAAGCCUGCAGAGACCGUCAGAAUGUGGAUAAACUACACUAUUAACACACGUGGGGCAGCUCACCUGCACUCGGCUUGCACGGAGCUCUAUUUCUUUCAAUAUUGGCUAUUAGAUGUGAUAGCAUUUGCUACCUUCGUUAUUUUUGGAAGUUUUGCCGUUGUUGCGUAUGUAGCGUAUAUAUUAGUAUACGGAAGAGCUGGAAACGUGAAAACAAAAUCGCAUAAAUCCAAAGAAGGAAAGAAAAAGAGAAAUCAAGACGAAAAUGUUACAAUUAACGGGAAAAAAUGUGACGAUCCAGUAGAAAAAGAGAAAUUGACGUCACGAAAACGUAAAAAAGAAAAGAACAUUUAGAAAAAUAAAUAAAAAAUUGUAAAUAAAUAUGUUGCAAAAUAGUACGUUACCGUACAGUACAUGCGUGUAUAAAAUUCGCUCCUUGCGGAGCCUGGUGGAUCUUACAACAUCUGUAUUCGUUGUAGAUGCAAAAUAAUUCGAACGCUAGCGCUGUGUGUUUGGUUGGUAGAUAAAUCCCCAUUGACCUA
Messenger RNA from Priapulus caudatus, 1049 nucleotides. Its product is annotated as UDP-glucuronosyltransferase 2B1-like. The transcript has 4 exons. Lineage: Eukaryota; Metazoa; Priapulida; Priapulimorpha; Priapulimorphida; Priapulidae. The coding region runs from base 64 to 861 and encodes 265 amino acids. The record is from RefSeq and is a predicted model, not a curated record. Gene Ontology annotation, molecular function: UDP-glycosyltransferase activity.